UUGCAUGUACUCACCGGGAAGUUGAUGAGCCAUGCAGCAAACACCAACAUCAAGUGAUUUUGAAGCUUUAACCUGUGACAAACUCUGUUCUACAGGCGUGCUUGGUUUUGCUAAUGAAAUAUCAGUGAUGAAGGGAAGUUCAGUCACUCUGAACUCUGGUCUUACUGAAAUGAAAGAUGAUGAUCAGAUUCAGUGGAGGUUUAGACAUGAAAACACUUCACUAGCUGAAAUUAAUAAACAUACCGACAGAAUCACUGUAUAUGAUGAUGUUCUUGAUGGGAGAUUCAGAGACAGACUGAAGCUGGACAAACAAACUGGAUCCCUGACCAUCACAAACAUAACAACUCAACAUGCUGGAUAUUAUGAACUACAGAUCAACAAUGUGAGAAAGUGUUUCCUUCUCACUGUCUAUGCUCGUCUGUCUGUUCCUGUCAUCAUUAGUAACUCUUCACAAUGUUCUUCAUCAUCAUCAUCUUCAUCAUCAUAUUGUUCAUUGUUGUGUUCAGUGGUGAAUGUGAGUCAUGUGACUCUCUCCUGGUACAAAGGAAACAGUUUAUUGUCCAGCAUCAGUGUGUCUGAUCUCAGCAUCAGUCUCUCUCUACCUCUGGAGGUGGAAUAUCAGCAUAAAAACAGCUACAGCUGUGUGCUCAACAAUCCAUUCAGCAACCAGACUCAACAUCUGGACAUCAGUCAACUCUGUCACACAUGUUCAGACUCUGUCCACUGUUGUGGUUCUACUUAAGCUGUGAUCCAAUUGGUCCUCUCUGCUCUGGUGGGCGUGGCUACUGUCAAUAUUCUGGUUUAUGACAUCAGAACCAGAAGAGCUGGACAAGAUCAAGUAUAAGUCCAUAUGACAACAAUGCUCUGCUCUGCUCUAGCCUCUUAAGACCCAGCAAAACAUUUUAUUUUUUUGUGUCAUUACAUUGUUUAGAGCAUUAAAAAUAAAGAAUAUAUUUCAUUCACAAGUUAUGCUACGUCCUUGGUAGGGUACAUUGGGACUCAAUUUAAAAAAGAAAAAAGAAAAAGACAUAAAUGAACAUGCAUAGGCAAAAACUUUUUUGUU
Messenger RNA from Cyprinus carpio (common carp), 1063 nucleotides. RefSeq names its product SLAM family member 9-like. The coding region runs from base 32 to 742 and encodes 236 amino acids. Lineage: Eukaryota; Metazoa; Chordata; Actinopteri; Cypriniformes; Cyprinidae. The transcript is spliced from 3 exons. The record is from RefSeq and is a predicted model, not a curated record.